This is a messenger RNA of Dinoponera quadriceps, 1331 nucleotides long. RefSeq names its product ribonuclease H2 subunit B. The record is from RefSeq and is a predicted model, not a curated record. Gene Ontology annotation, biological process: ribonucleotide metabolic process; RNA catabolic process. The transcript is spliced from 5 exons. Gene Ontology annotation, cellular component: nucleoplasm; ribonuclease H2 complex. The coding region runs from base 263 to 1186 and encodes 307 amino acids. Lineage: Eukaryota; Metazoa; Arthropoda; Insecta; Hymenoptera; Formicidae.
CGAUCUUUCAGCAGUCGCCUAUCGAAUUUUCCGCAACAUGUCGCGCGUGAGGCGGUCUCGCGGCGAAGAACGCGUACGCGAGAAAUGUCAGUUUCAGGAAAUCAAGAUCCAAAUCCCUCGCGAAGAAUGAGUGAUCGUUGAGUCUUCGCACACGGCACAAACGCACGGCUCGAUCGGAUUCCGCUGAGCCGGCCGAAAAGUAACCUACAACAAGAGGCGACGCAACAGCAGCAGCAGCAGCGGCGGCACGAGGAAGAGGAAAAUGCCGCGCACCAAGGGCUCGCCGCAAAAAUGCGUCAAGACGGCGAACUGUCAUCCGUCGGCGAAUACGUGGGUGUUCCUAAUGAAAGGAGAUAAUCUAGAUGACACAGAUGACGGCCAACCUGAGGUUGUGAAACUUAGGCAUCCGGCCUCCAGUAAACCAGCUAUAUUUGUCUUUAGUCCUGGGAAUAUUACUGUCCAGGAGGUUUUAAUGUUUGACGAGAGCAAGCGAUCUUGGUUCAUCGAUGAUAAUGUUAAAUCAGACGGCAAGUUGCAUCUGUCGACUCCGAUUGAUCCAAUCUUUUUAGUUUUGCCAUACUUAAGAAAGUCACAGUUAGCGCAACCUUUAGAACAAUGCCUCUGGGAUGAGGAUUAUCCAGAGACGUCGCGUCUGGCGCAAUGUAAAAAUUUGAAACUGUCACUAGUCGCUGAUCGUAAGGGAGAUGAAUCUUUGCAAGCUUUCAAGUUCAAUGAGGAGAAGUCGUUGAAGUGGCUGCAGAAGAAGGUGGAGAGAGUAGCGGAUGUGUUGAAACAAAAGGGAAUUCACGUGUCCCAAGGGGCUAUGAGUGCUACUUAUGUUAAAAGUACUAAAUUUGAAACUGGUACAGAGGCAGAAUACUUGAAAUAUGCGCAUGGUAUUGUAUCGGAAUACCUUGCGGAAGAUCUAUCAAAACAGUUGGCACAAUAUAUGAACAUACCUGAUGAAGCGGAGGGUAAAAAGCGCAAGUUAAGUAAUCCAAAAGUUGAACCUGAUGAGAAACGACCAAAGAAAGAUCCCUUAAAAGAGAGCCCGGCACCGAAGGCAAAGAUGAAGGAAUUAACUAAGCCUGAGAAGAAAAAUGCCGCUCCUGGUAAGAAGGAAUUAGCCAAACAGAGAGCAGCAGCAGGAUCCAAGAGUAUUACCAGUUUUUUCAAAAAGAAGUAAAUUUUAAAGUAAUACAGGGCAAUUUUUAAAGUUAGUGCAUUUAUAAAAGCAUUCGUCGAGAUGUCCUACAAAUUUCUUUUACUCUAUGUGUAUACAUCUAGAUAUGUAACUAUAUACAAAUAAAAUAAAAAAUUCCUCACUUGUC